Messenger RNA from Athalia rosae (coleseed sawfly), 1541 nucleotides. RefSeq names its product dnaJ homolog subfamily C member 8. The coding region runs from base 78 to 869 and encodes 263 amino acids. Gene Ontology annotation, cellular component: nucleus. The transcript has 6 exons. NCBI's taxonomy places the organism in Eukaryota, Metazoa, Arthropoda, Insecta, Hymenoptera, Athaliidae. The record is from RefSeq and is a predicted model, not a curated record.
AAGGGUAUCCAGAAGUCGCGAAAGCUUUUUGUUAUUUAUUUUUUUUUUUUCGAGUGGCGCUAUGAACGAGCAACAAGAUGGCAGCCUCCAACUCGGGUAUACCAAAUGAAAUUCCGGCCAAAAAAGAGGAUGAAUUUAACGAGUUUUAUACGGAAGUUAAAGAAAUUGAGAAAAGAGAUUCCGUUUUAACACCUAAACAACAAAUCGACAGACUGCUGCGGCCUGGAUCCUCCUACUUCAAUUUGAACCCGUUCGAAGUUCUGCAAAUAGAUCCUGCGACAUCCAUCGAUGAAGUUAAAAAAAAAUACCGCCGGAUGUCCAUAUUGGUGCAUCCGGAUAAAAAUCAAGAAGAUGCCGAAAGAGCCCAACAAGCUUUUGAAAUUGUGAACAAGGCCUGGAAGACGUUGGAAAAUGAGGAAACAAGAGCAAAAUGUAUGGAUGUUAUCGAGGAGGCAAAAGCAAGGACGGAUCACAUGAUCACGGAAAAGAAAAAAAAAUUAAAAAAGGAAGGCAAGACCAUUGGCGAGGGAGCGCUGGGUUUACUCGACGAGGAAACGGACGGGGGUUACAGACACGCUAUUUGGGUCAUGACCAUGAAACUUUUCGCGGACAUGGAAAGAAGGAGGAGAGAGUUAGCAACACGUGACGUUGAGCAACGGAAACGAAAACGUGAGGAAGAAUUAUCCGCGGAGGCACAAGCGGCGCUAGAAAGAGAGUGGCAAAGAAAUUUCGAAGAAUCUAGACAGUCGAGAGUCGACAGUUGGAAGGCAUUUCAGUCAGGAUCUGGUUCAUCGUCAGCGACGAAGCAGAAAAAGCCUAAAAAAAUGAAAACCUUCAAACCCCCAAAAACCAAGGCGGAGUCUAGAUAAUUAAUUCCCACUCUUCACAGUUUAUUUUUCACCCUCCGAUAGGAUCCCCUUCCUCCCACUCCCACCAAAUCCCCAAACCGGGAAAUUCUCGAUUAGACCGACUUGUAAUUAUUAUCUUCUUAAGUUUUCAUCCCUGUUCAAAGUCUCGUCGCGUACUUUCCCUAAGUUCCCAUUUCAGAUUUCUUUUUUAUCUUUAGAACUCUGUUACUAUAAUUUUAUUUCACACUUCAGUUCGCGAUUCGUUUCAUUUUCCUACAGUUUCAAUACCCAAUUGAUUUACCGCUGUCUAAUUAAUAUUUUGCUUCAUCUAUAUAUUCUCUCACUUUUUCGCUCACAAUAUUUCUCUUUCUCACUUUUGAAUUCGUGGUAAAAAAAAAAAAAAAAAACAAGAAGAAAAACAAAACGUAUGAAUAAAUAGCGUAAUAAAUGUGAUAUUUUUACGUGAGUGUGACCAAAACUUACAUUAAUAAUUGAGGAAAAAUAUAAAAAAUUCAAAGAAAUUGAUGCAACAAAAAGAAGAAGAAAAAAAAAUGUGGUAACCAUUAAGAACACCUAUGAGAUAGCUACAUAUUUCAUCCUAUCUAUCAUGUACUAAUCUGACUACUACUUAGGUAUUAUGGAAGUGUAACGUCUUGUGGUCAAUAUUAAAUGAAUUUUUUUCUAUACAUAAAA